Molecule: messenger RNA, 4173 nt
Organism: Condylostylus longicornis
Lineage: Eukaryota; Metazoa; Arthropoda; Insecta; Diptera; Dolichopodidae
Gene: Ork1
Product: open rectifier potassium channel protein 1
Exons: 7
Coding region: 180-3032 (950 amino acids)
Biological process (GO): stabilization of membrane potential; potassium ion transmembrane transport
Cellular component (GO): membrane
Molecular function (GO): potassium ion leak channel activity
Source: RefSeq, a predicted model, not a curated record
AAAAGAUAUUCGUAAAAAUAUUCGCGAAAUGGUCAGUUCAGUCAGUUCAGUAGUAAUUUGUAAAACGGACGCAUGUGUAUAUGGAUUAUUAAAACCAUUUUAAUAUUUAAAAAAUCAAAAUAUAUAUAUAUAUAUACGUGAAUAAAAUAUAAUUAAAAAAAUAUCAAGAUGAAAUAAAAAUGUCAUUUAAAAGAUGGCUAGCUCUAUUAUUCUUUUAUGUAUCAUAUCUAUUUUUUGGAGCUAGCAUUUAUUAUGUUAUUGAACAUAAUGAAGAAUCAGCUGAAAGAGCUAUAGCAUUACAAGAUCGUAUUAAAAUUAAUGCAUAUAUUAAAAAAUAUUUGAAGGGUGAUGAUGAUAUACAAAAUGAAGUAUUAGGUAAUAUUACAGAAUAUUGUGGUAAAAAAGUGACUACAGUAGAACCUGAUGAAAUACAAGAUCCAUACAAAUGGGAUUUUUAUCAUUCAUUUUUCUUUGCCUUUACUGUUUGUUCAACAGUAGGCUAUGGAAAUUUAUCACCAUCAACAACAUUAGGACGUAUGGUAUUAAUUGCAUAUUCAUUAAUUGGUAUGCCAGUAAAUACCAUAUUAUUUGCGGGAUUGGGUGAAUAUUUUGCACGUUUGUUCGAACUCAUUUAUGAAAGAUACAAAACUUAUAAAUUAUCAAAUAAUGAUCUCUAUAUACCAAGGCAAUUUGGACUUAUUGCAACAAUUGCAAUGGCAUUAGUACCGGGAAUAGUUUUUUUUCUUAUAAUACCUUCAUGUAUAUUUUGUUAUUUUGAAGGUUGGCCAUUUACUUUAUCAUUAUAUUAUUCUUAUGUAACAACAACAACAAUUGGAUUCGGAGAUUAUGUUCCGACAUUUCAACCUCAUCAGGAACGUUAUUUUGGUGGAUUAUUUGUUGCCUAUCAAAUUUUCAUUAUUGUUUGGUUCAUAUUUUCUCUUGGUUAUAUUUUAAUGAUAAUUGGUUAUGUAACGAAAUUUUUCCGAAGUAAGAAAUUAAGAGAACUUGAACGUCAAUUAAAAAGUAAUAUUAAGAAUACACAAAGUCGAAUAUGGCAUGGUGUUGUUAAAGAUGUCGGCUAUCUUAGGAAAAUUAUAAAUGAAGUUUAUUUAAGUGUAAAGCCAAUUUAUCAUGAACCUGGUUUAAGAACACCAUGUGAUUUAUGCAGAUCAUCAUCAUGCCCUGAUUUAUCAAUGUAUAGUGCAUCAACACCAAUUUUAAGUAGAAAACGUGCAUUUUCAGAAAGUUGUAAUAAAUUUUCAAGUGAUAAUCAAAUGCAAAUUGGUAAUGGAACUCCAGUUUAUAAAGCAUCAUCUGAUACAGAUUUAAAUAAAAUUAAUAAAGAGAAAACAUUUGAAACUGUAAAUGCAUUCCGUGAAACAACGAAUCUAUUAGCUAAAGUUGUUACAGCUUUAGGUAAUAUACAACCACCACAAUAUGAUAUUGGACCUGAUACAUCAAGUUUAAAUAGUACAUUAUUUGGUGCAUAUCAUGGUUUUACUGAUUCACAAAUACUUUCUGAUGAAUAUUUGGUAGCAUCAGCACAAAAUGAUUUUCAUCCAUUACAUAGAGAACGUGCAUCAUCAGAUUUCUUUAUUAAUCCAAAAACAAUACCUUUAAAACAUCAAAAUGAGUGGACAUGGUGCGGUGAUAAUCAUCAAAUACAACAGGAAAUUAAUGAUCGUGCGAAAUUUUAUAAAAAUAAUAAUUUAGCAAAAACUGCACUUUAUAAGUCUGCAUUAAAUAAUUCUGUUACAUUGAAUAUUGAAUCAAAAGAUGAAAUACCACAACCUAAAAAGAAAAAAUCAUUUGUUUUAGAUCUUUUCAGAAGACGAUCAAGUAUUUUAGAUUUUAAUAAAAAUCCACCUAAAAAAUCAAUUGAUAUUUCAGGUAGUGGUAAUAUUUUACCAACAUUAGGUGAUAAAUAUCCGAUUCCACAAAGUUAUUAUACACCUACAACAACAAAUAGUUCAUUAAAAUCUGAAAGGAAAACAAGUUUAGCUAAUAAUAGAUCAAUUGAAACAAUAUCACAAGAUUAUAGUAAUUCACCAGAUCUUAAUCAAUUGAAACAACGUAAAGGAAGUUUAUAUCCAUUUUAUAGUAAUAAUAUUAUGUUAAAUGAUUCAAGAGAUUCAUUGAAUUCCCGUAAAAGUUUUUCACACCGAAAUAGUAUUUUUCAUAAAACAAAUCGUUCCGGUUCUUUAGCAUUCCCAAUGGAAACGAAUCGUUUUCGUACAAGUAGCUUAAAUUCUGAUUCACAUAGGAGUCGUGAAUCGAUAUGCUCAGACCGAAAGAGUGAAUUAAUAUUAGAAAAUACAUCUGUAGCUGAUUUAAUAAGAGCAUUAGAAGUAAUACAUACAAGAGCUGUAACACAAAAUGAUCAUAUUAUUUCAACAAUACCAGAAAUGAAUGAAGAAAAAACUAAAAAGAAAAGAAAAGUCGGUACAAGUGAACCGCCACAAUUAUCACCAUUAUUUACAAUAUUUUCAAAUAAUACCGAUGAAGACACAAAUCAAAAAACAGAUACAAUUACACAAAAACCAGAUAAAACUCGUCCAACAAUACAAAAAUUCAAUACAAGAAGAACAUCAUUAUAUGCAGAAGCUAGUGGACAAUUUAAUAAAAAAAAUCAACAAUCAACUGAUAUUAAUAAAUAUGGUAGACGUUUUAGUGUACGUCCAACUGAAUUACAAAUACCACCAGGUAAAUCACAAUAUUCUGGACAAGCAAUAUCAUCAUUUCCAACAGCAUUACAAAGAAGAUUAUCAGUACGUCAUAGUAAAGAUUUUAAAAGUUCACCAUUAGCAAGUACCACAGGUUCUAGUAGUGUUGGUGGUAGUGGUCCUGGUGGAAGUGGUGGUAACAGUGGUGGUAACAGCGGUAAUAAUAGUAAUGUUAAUAGUAAUCGAAGUAGUAUUAGAAAACAAUUUAUACCAAUAUCAUCUAGUAGUAGUAGUAGAACAUCACAAAAUCCAUCAUCAACUACCACAACACUACGAAAUUUCAAUUCUAAUACAAAUUCUGAAGCAUAAAAAGAAUAAAAUAAAAACUAGCAAUUAAUUUUAUAUUAAUUAUUUUUAAAUGUUGCCAAUAUUAGUCAUUAAUAUUAAAUAAUAUUAGUUAGGAUUCAAUUAUAUGUAAUUAUUAUUGCUGUGUUGUUUCGUUUUUUUUAGUCUAGUUAAAAAAUAUGUAAUAAAAUGUUAAGUCUGAUAUAUAAGAAUAUUUAGAAUAUUUAUAAAAGUACUUAAAUUUUUAAUGAAUAUAUUUUUGGAUUUUUAAAAUUUUUAAAAUUAUAGAUAGAUAAAAACAAAACAAAUUAUAAAAGACAAUGAUAGUAAAAAAAAAGACAAUUAAAUAAAUAGUUCUUAUGACAAUAAACAAGAAGACUUCAUUUUGGUCUUCUAAAAAAAUAAAUUAGCCAUGUUUUGUGCAAUAUUUUAAAUUUUUUUUUUGUUAAAUAUUUUAGAAAAUUCAUUUUUUAAUUUAUUUAAUGAAUUGUUGCUUUUUAAUAUUAUUAAAGUUAAAAAUUGUAAUUCCAUUUUAUAUAAAUUUGAUUUUCUCUAAAUUCAGUUAAAAAAAGGCCCGGUUCUGUUUUUUUCGGCACCCUACGCGGUUUGCAAAGGAAUCUCCCCCUCCUUUCAAAAUAAUGAACAAUAUGCUAUAAACAUUGCCCAUUGCGAGUAGUAAUUUCGUUCAUGUCGUCCAGCGCACAUCGCAUAAUGCAUAUACUUAUUUUGCAUAUAUGGUAGAUCCGACGCUUCCUCAUAACAUAUUUAACACCCAUAACCAUAUUUAAUGCUGUUUUCAUAAAUUAUUUCAAUUAAGAUACACUGCAUCUUCAAAAUACGUUCUUUCUUUCAAAAUUAUUUUCAAAAUUCGUUCAAUUCGAUAUUAUGGCCUAAAAAUUUUGUUUUCGAAAUUAUAUUUACGUGAAAAUAUUUUUUAAUACGAGAAAAUAUUUUUAUUAUUUAGAUAAUUUUUUUAUUUUCUGAAAUUUCAGCUUCAUUAAAUUCUUGAAAAUAGUUUUAAAAUUUCAAGUAGUUUUGAAAUUAAUUUUAAUUUGUAUUUAGGAUCAGAAUUAUAACAAUAUCAAAUUAUACAUGAUAAAAUUAUAUUUUUAUAUAAUCAUAUUUACUUAUUUAUAUUAAAAUAAAAACAAACACAAAAAAAAAU